ACCAUGGGCGAGACAGAUGUGGAACAGGUGACCUUGGCUCUGCUCGAUGCAGCUAAUGAUAAAGACUCUGACGUCCAGGCUCAGGUGAGGAAGUCAAUACUGACUCUGGGAAACGAGCAGCCUGACAGAGUGCUUGCUAUGUGUCAGGACUAUCUGCUAAAACACCCCAAGUUGGUCGUGAGUCAUAGAGUUGUGAUUCUUCAAACCAUUGAACUGAUAGUUAGCAGCAAGAUAGAUGCAAUCACCUACCCAAGGAUCAAGAGCAUCAUCUCCUUGGCCUCAGAUGAGAUGACACGAUCUAAGGAAGUUGUCCCUGACUGGCAGCAAGCAGCCAGUAACAUUCUGGUAGCAGUGGGCAACAAACACAUCAAUGACAUAAUGGAGGAGAUACUCAGCAAGUUUCAACCUGGAGUCUUGCCUCACUUUUUUGUGGUUCAGACAUUAGCCAACCUCUCUGAUUCCAAUGUUUAUGGCAUGGUGCCUUUCCUAAAUGCAAUCCUUGGUACCAUGUUGCCUAUGCUAAGCCUUAUCAAACAAGACAACAUGAAGUGGGUCUUCUCAUCAGCUUUGUGCCAUUUCAGUGACAGUAUUUUGGAGUACCUUGCCAAUCUGGACAAAGCUCCAGAUCCCACUGUUAGACAAGACACAUUCUCAAGUGAAAUAUGUGCUGCUUUUGACAUCCUCUUUAAUAAUUGGUUACAAAGCAGAGAAUCGAAGUUGAGGCUAACAGUUGCUGAGGCAGUGGGCUCAAUGUGUCAUCUGAUGGCCAGCGACAAACUGGAAGAGCAGAUUCCCAAGCUCAUUCCUGCCAUUCUUGCAUUGUAUAAGAAAAACAAUGAACACUACAUCAUUAGCAAGAGUCUUUGCCGUGUUCUUGAUGCUUCUGUUAACAUGGGAAGCAGGGUGUUGGAGACCCAGCUGGACAGCCUGAUCUUUGCACUGCACCAACAGGUGUCUUCCUCUGUUGAUUACAGUAACCCUCCCACAGUCAAGAACCACAAUGAGGUUCUUCGUUGCUUCAGUCUUUUGGCAAACGCCUUCCCAGACCGACUGGUCAUGUUUGUUCUUCAGAAGCUAGAGAACAGCAAUGAGCGGAGUAGGUUUGGCUCUCUGGCUGUCCUGCGUCACCUCAUCAACUCCAGCACUUCCAUGAUGGAGACUAAGAAGCUUCUGAUUCUAGCCAGCAUUAGGCAACCAAUGGCUGACCACAGUAACAAGGUUAAGAAGCGUGUUGUCCAGGUAAUCAGUGCCAUGGCCCAUCACGGUUACCUCGAGUUGGAUGGAGGAGAGUUAUUAGUGCGAUUUAUAGUUCAACACUGUGCAUUACCAGACACAUAUCAGCGUGGACAGAAACCUGCAGACCCAGAAGAGGUAACAAAUGAGGCACUGAGGACGAUGUGUGAUAAUACCCUUCAUCUUCUGACGACAACUGUUGCACGUCUGGCUGAUGUGCUUUGGCCAAAGUUGCUCUACUACCUGACACCUCCACAGUACAGCAAUGCAACCACUCCACUGUGUAAGAGUCUGAUUGUACUGGGCCAGAAAAAGAAAGAGAACAAGGAACCAACUUUCAUUAUAGACUUUUCUCAGGAAGUCAAUCUUCCAUCGCCUCAAACACUGAUGAUCAAACUUCUUGUCAAUGCAGCAUUUCCAUUUAAUACCAGAGGUCAUGGAGCUCCGUCACUCUCGCUCCUACAAAUUCUCUCGAUCAACAUUCACCGCAACACAGAGGCUGUCUGGGACAAGGAGAUCCCUCAUCUACUGACUGUACUUGAAGAGUCAACCGCAGAGAGCCUCGAUAAGAAAAGUUGGGAUGAAAAUCUGCUAAAGCUCCUGUCCAAAACUUUGGUGGCUGUUGAUGAUGACACCUGGGUGUGCCAGUUUGCGGCAGAAGCAACAAGUUAUUUGUCCACGUAUAACAAUGCAUUGGAGGAAAAGAGUUUCCUGUAUCAGUGCAUUGGUGUGACCCUCCAGCAGUCUUUCAACAAGAACUUUGUUAAAAAACAGUUGCAGGAAAUCCUCCUCACAGCAAGACACAAUGAUGAUGUUGAAAGAAAGGGUGUGGCUCUCGGCAUUGGAUUGUGUGCCAACAGCCAUCUAGAAGGAACUCUAGCCAAACUGGAUGAGUUUGGAAAGUCAGAUGCGUUCAAGAAAUCUCCAAGCAUCUUCAACCUGCUCAAAGAUCGUAAUGACGUUGAGCUGGAGAAGGUGAAGAGCACAUUAAUCUUGUGUUAUGGUCAAGUGGCUGUGAACGCUCCUCCAGAAAAGAUCCUGAAUCGCAUUGAUCAAGAUAUUCUUCGCAGCAUCAGUAAACAUUUCAACACUAAGGUUCUGGGCAUUAAAGUAGAGACAAAGGAUUUGACAAUGAAACUGAGUUUGAUCCAGAGUGUUGGCCUUGUUGCCAAAGCUAUCAGUGAAUGUGUGAAGAAACAAGGCUACGUCUUCUCCCGCAAACAAGAGCUUAUUGCCGUUAUGCAGGAUUUUAUAAAGGCAGAGCCGUCUGAUGCACUUCGGACCCCUGUGCGCCACCUUGUCAUGAGCACUUGUGCCAACCUAAUGCCUCUUGACCCACCACUGAGUGAGAAUGAAAGUUUUGACUUGCUGAAGGUCUGUGUGAAUAGUGUGUUCUCUCUGCCACCUGAGACACACACUCCGGAGAAAACGACGAAAGAUGAUGAAGUAUUAGACCCUAAACAAAGAAAGGCCUUGUACAAAGACACAAUAUCUUCACUGCACGAGUUACUGAGUAGUGUGCUCGCCAAUGAUCCUACGCCUGAUAGUUUACAGAGUGUAUUCAAGCACGUUGAAUGCUGGUUGACCUCGACACAAGACCAUGAAAGAAAGCGAGCUAUCUCAGCCACUGCUCACAUGCUGACUCACUAUCUGGAAAACAUGACAGUAAAGAACGUGGUGUCCUUCCAUAACCUUGGAGCUCUCCUGGGUCGACUGUCUCCACGUUGCUCAGACCCUUACUUUGCAGUCCGCUUCACUGCCAUCGACUGUUUAUACAUAUUGCUUUCUAUUCAACUACGCUACGAAGGUUUCGCUCUCGACUAUAAAGAUGAUGCUGUGGAGGGUCUAUUGCUUCUUAAAAUCCAACUGGAAAACCCUGACCAUUCAAUUCUUUACAAGACCUGCUCUGAGCUCACCAAGGUGAUGAGUAAGCGUCUGCCUCAGCAGCAAAUGACCACAUUGGUGUUCAUGUUGUUUGAGGGGCUUGUUGACAGUCAGACAAACUGUUGCAGAGCUUCAGCGGUCAUCUUGAACACAUUGCUAAAGAACAGAGGUGGUGGACUACAAGAAAUGGUACCAGAGAUGCUGGAGGUUCUUCACGUUCAGCUACAGAGCAUCGCCGAGGAGCAGGUGAGAGUGGCAGUUGGUCAGACGGUACUAAUAAUGGCCUCUCAGCAUCUCCAGAUCGUUGUGAACACGUUGGUAGAGCAACCACUUCCAUAUGACAGCUGGACCAGUGAGAUGUGGAUGGCUCUGGGAGCAGACCCCAUUGUGGCCAGUCAAAUCAUAGAGAUGGUGAUGGAGAAACUUGCUGUCAUGGCGCCCUACGUGGACAAGAAAGAGUCCAUGAUCAGAGGAGGAACAACCAAAGUGGCUACGCAUAAGCCACUUGCUAUGACAUGUGGUCUUAAGGAUUUGUUAUUAAACGGCCAGUGUCAAGAGCCAGCGCUCAGCAAGUUUCCUCAGCUCUUUGCCUGUCUCAUUGUCCGAAUGGCAGGAAGUGUCGGCGUCUCGGCACCAAAGGAUAUCAACACCAAACGCACUGCCGCCAUCCACGUUGCAGGAGUUGCGGCUGAUGCAUUGAGAAUCCUGCUUGCAAGAGCUCAAUUAGAUGAGGUGUUAAAAAGACUGGAUGAGGAUAAAGCCUGGGAUGCAAUGAAGGAACAGAGCACACAUAACACUGGAGUAACGCUACUAGCAAGGGCGAUGGCAAAACAUGCUGGUCCCAGGUUGCCUGCUAUUGUUGAGUGUUUAUGCCCUUCCUUGAACAACAUCUAUGAGUGUCAGCGCAUCACCGUCACAGCUUUUUUCUCUGAGCUCUUGAACCAUCACGUGGCUACAGAGUUGAUGUUUAUUGACGUGUUAAUGAACAAUAUGAUGGAACGGAUAUCAGAUCCUUGCUGUACUGUCCGCAUGCUGGCCGUGCGGGGUCUUGGAAACAUAGCUGUCGGAUCACCUGAAAAGGUAAAUAAAUAUGCCAAAGAGCUACUGGCGGCCAUGAGUUCAGGCAUGGAGGAGAAAGACGACCCAGGCAAACUUAUUACACUUGAGGCCAUGUCAGGUUUGUCAAAGGUUCUUCUCUACCUGGACAAAAAUAAUGUCCACCUACUGGUGGUUUACAUCUUCAUGAAGAUCAAGCCAUUUUUAGAGAGUGAGAAUGAUGAGAUUCGAUGUGCUUCCAUUCAUCUCAUGGGAAAACUGUCCAAAUUUGGGUCUGGAGAGCCAGUGUUCAAGGACCAGAUCCACAACGUCCUGGUCAGCCUGCUUUUACACCUAGUUGAUCCAAACCCACAUGUGGUCAAGGCUUGCAAAUAUGCGAUGCGUGUAUGCGCUCCAAUGGUGGGCUCGGAGCAGAUCACAACCAUGUUUCAGAACCACCUCUAUGAGGACAAGAGCUUGCACUACGGCGAGUUCAUUAAUGAUCUCACCAAGUAUCUGAUCCAGGAUUUUCCUGGCAUGCUGAACUUCUACCACAUCUCCGUCCUGCAGUUCUUCAAGAGCAACUGGUCUGAAGUUCGAGCUGGAGCUGCCAUGUUUAUAGGCUUUCUAUUGGGGAACCUUCCAGAGGAGCAUUACUCUCAUCUCAACAUGGGCACCAUUACGAAGGGUCUUGUGAUGCUACUCCAAGAUCCUGACCCUGUAGUAAGAGUGAAGGCAGCAGAGGCCAUGGGACAUUUCCACUGA
Molecule: messenger RNA, 4917 nt
Organism: Nerophis lumbriciformis (worm pipefish)
Lineage: Eukaryota; Metazoa; Chordata; Actinopteri; Syngnathiformes; Syngnathidae
Source: RefSeq, a predicted model, not a curated record